GCCGGGGCGGUGCCGGCGGGCCGGGGGCGGGCGGCGGGGCCGGGGCUGCGGCGGCGGCGGGCGCGGAGCACACGGCGGCGGCGGCGCGGGGUCCGCACCAUGGGCGGCGGCUGCUGGCGGCUGCUGGGCGUCGUGUGCCCGCUGCUCCUGCACCUCGCCGCGAGCCAGGAGCCCGUCAGCAUGGCGGGACAGUGCGACACCAUCUACAAGGGCUUCGCCGAAUGCCUCCUCAGCCUGGGGGAGAGCAUGGCCCAGAGCGUCCGGCAGCAGCAGCAGGAGGAGGGCGGCGACGAGGCGCAGGAGCUGGACGCCAUCUGCAAGUCCUGGGACGACUUCCACACCUGCGCCAGCGAGGUGCUGUCGCGAUGCCCCGUGGAAGCGGCCACCGUCUGGGAGUCGCUGCGGCAGGAGUCGCGCAAGAUCCAGUUCCAGGGGAACCUGCAGGAGCUGUGCAGCGCCCGGGGCCGCCUGGCCAGCGCCCAGAGCUCGCCGGCCGCUGAGACCAACCAGGCCACGCUGCGGGGCUCGGCCACCGCCCCGCAGCCUCAUCUGCUGGUCCUGCUGGCCCUGCCGCUGCUGCUGCCCUGGCUCUAGCCCUGCUCGCCCACGGCGUGCCCAGGUGAUGCCGGCUCGGUUCCCCCGGCUGCUGGCCGGUCCCCGCCACGCCCGCCUCCCUCCCGGGCAUCCCUCGCGGGGCACGGUCCUCUCCUGCAGCACUUCAGAUGGAUUUAUAUUUAUAUUAAAAGACACUUUUACAUUUCUCCUGUCUCUCUGCCAUGGGAUGCCCCUUGAGCCCCUCCCAAACCCCGUGUUUGCUCCGGGGACCGGAGCGGGGAUGCUCCCCGCACCAGUCCCCGGGAAGGGUCAGUGGGAGGGUCUGUGACUCCAUUCCCCCAGUGUAUUGCCCAUGGCCAUGCCAGGGAGUCCAUGGGACCAUGGACAGCCCCAGGAGGGGGCGAUUCCCACUGUCCUGGUGCUCCCUGACUGCUGCUUUUCAGGGCUGGGCAUAGCAGGUAUUCCCUUUAGAGGUGGGUCAAAUGUUUUGUUCGUUUUAAAGGUCACUUUAGGAAAACACAGGGUGCAGAUUUCUUUGUCUUUUUGGCAGCCAAUAGCUCGUCCUCUGAUGGGCAAACUCUAGUGAAAUUUUCUGAUUUCCACUCCUUUUAUUUUGGUCUUGUUGUAUUCAUGGUCAUGAAGAAAAGUAUGGCUUGCAGG
This is a messenger RNA of Motacilla alba alba, 1215 nucleotides long. It is a transcript of the gene NRN1L, whose product is annotated as neuritin 1 like. The transcript has 3 exons. Gene Ontology annotation, biological process: nervous system development; neuron projection extension. Lineage: Eukaryota; Metazoa; Chordata; Aves; Passeriformes; Motacillidae. Gene Ontology annotation, cellular component: plasma membrane. The coding region runs from base 100 to 594 and encodes 164 amino acids. The record is from RefSeq and is a predicted model, not a curated record.